Molecule: messenger RNA, 5326 nt
Organism: Paramuricea clavata
Lineage: Eukaryota; Metazoa; Cnidaria; Anthozoa; Malacalcyonacea; Plexauridae
Source: the annotation of a GenBank genome assembly
AAGGCACGUCGUUACCUGGGGAUCCUUUCAGAAUUGGUAAGUUGCAAGUACUUACUUGUUGCACGUUGUUAACAGCUUGUUCCAAGGUUGUUACAACAACUGGGGAACAAGUUGUGCGAACACAACUUGUCGACAACACAACUUGUCGACGGCUUGUGAACAGAUUUGUAACAACUUGUUUGCAGACCUGUAACAACUUGUGCGUUUUUACGUGUGUGCUGUGCGAUCAACUUGCUAGCAUUGCUAACUCUGAGGCUUUCGUUUUAUUUAACCAGAAACGGAGGACGAACCCCCAGCAGAUUCAAAAGCAUCAUUUAACCCUUUGUUUAUCGCCAUAUUGUGUGUGGCAAUUCCUCUCAUUGUUGUCGGCGUUCUAGUCGGUGGCAAAAGAGUGUUUGCCAAACUAUGGCUUCCCGAAGGCUUCCCAACACGUCACAUAAGGCGACAAUCGCAACGUCGGGAUCCUGUCGGAGAGGAUUCGGCAGACAAGAGGUAAGAUCGUGUGGUAAUUCGCGUGCUCAUAAAUACGGCAAACAGUCAAUAUGUCAAGUCUUGAGGUCAUUUGCAUUAAUUGUAGUGUUGAAACGUGGCUAACAAUAUUGCAUCCAUGAUGUUCGACCAACCUGUUUCCUCGUUUGAAUGGGCCUUCAGGCCGUCGCCAGAAAAUAGUUGGCUUUUUAUGUGCAUUUUACAGUAGCGUAUUAUUUUGUAAUAAUAUUCCCUUUUUCCAGCUCUGUAAGUAAAAGCAGUUCCUCGGAGGAGAUUGCGGACGAAGCUUACCAACAGCAGUAUUCGGGCGCCCGUCCUGCCAAACGUUUUAAACUUAUCGACUCCGAUGGGCCAAUGCGGAUUGCGAAUCCGAAAGACAACCGACAAUGGACCGCCAUUCACAAGGAAGUUGCGAACGUGAACAACGGAACUGUCUCCAGUCUCUCCGUACUCACUCCGCCACAGGAGGGCCAAGAGUGUGCCACUGCUCAACAAUCUGACGUGAAUGCGGUCGGGCCUGGAGGGAUAACCCCUAUGAUGUUGGCUGUUUCUCGAGGGAAUUAUCUCGAUGGCGCUUACGAAGAUGAGAACAGUGAUGACAGUGGUGCCCAAGUAUGUAACAAUGUAUUUAUUUUCAAUAACAGUAUUAAAGUGUCAUCCAGUCAUAAUCUAGUGAUCGGAAUGUUCCAUUGUCUUUUCAUUGUGUUGAAUAUCCCACUGUUUUUUAGUCACUCAUUGACCUCAUUUAUCUCUCUACAGAUUGUUGGAGAAUUGAUCCAGUUUGGCGGGGCCCUGGAAUCGAGGUCUGAUGAUUCCAAAGAGACACCGUUACACUUUGCCGCAAGACAUGCGCGCGCAGAUGCCGCCAAGAGGCUGCUGGAUGCGGGUGCUGAGGCCAAUGCACGUGACAGGACGGGAAGGACGCCUCUACAUUUAGCUGUAACGGCUGACGCACAAGGAGUGUUCCAGGUAAAGUAGAUUUAUCGCAAUCAAGCACAAAGCCAGUUUACAACAGUUUAGUUCCAUGGGUGUUGGAUGUUGGGAUCCGAGGUAACCACGUUACCUGCAAAUGACUGGAGCUACUGCAAGCCUCGGUCAGAAGGUCUUGUGCACGCCAGUACAGCAGAAAAUUUCAAUUUUUCCCAGUAUCUUUUUGCAAUAUUUCCCGACCAGAUUUGAUAGGUGUCUCUUUUCUAUUUUCAAACUUUGUGUAGUCUGACUAUUUUCCUGUUCUGUGGCCAAAUUUUAUUUAUCAAAUCUUGAACCGCCAAGCUCUGAGUUAUGUUUCCUAGUGCCAAAAUUGACGCCCAGUUGCCCAAAAUGUUUCUCCCAGUGAGCCGAUCCCAUAGAAAUCCCCUGUCACAACUCGCAAGCUAUGUCCCAAACCUGCCCCUGCUGCUCGCUAACUGCAAAUUAUUCUUGGUUAUCUGCAAGAAAAGUAAAUACACAGGCAUGUUUAUUUCCCUUUGUAAUGAAACCGCUAGGAAGAACUGAAUAAUGCCGACAUUAACAUUUUUCUUUUAUCUUCAGCUCUUGUUACGACAUCGUACGACGGAACUCGAUGCUCAGUCCGAUGAUGGCACGACGCCUUUGAUCUAUGCCGCUCGGUUUAUGGUCGACGACAUGGUUGAGGAUUUGAUUAAAGCAGGAGCGAAAGUGAAUCUUACUGACAAACAAGGUAUGUAGUAGGACGGUUAGCGUGCUGUCCCAGAAGUACCACCAGAUACGAAGUUACAAAUGAGUCGGACACCAAUUCACUUAGGUCUGACAAACAGUGAACCUCAGUUUCACUUAGAUCUGACGGAAUGUCCGGUGGUUUUCUAUCUACGUCGGACAAUUUUACGAAUGGGUCGGACAAUGUCCGUGACCGACCGAUAUUUUAAGGCCUGGUUCAGCUGCGUCCCUUGCAAUACAACACUAUUGCACAAGAAAAGAAAACCUUACGAAUCCUUACAUUCACUUUUUAUCAUUGCAGGCAAAACAGCAUUGCAUUGGUCAGCGUCUGUGGACAACGAGAAAGCUACAGCACUUCUACUCAAAAAUAAUGCGAAAAAAGACGCCCAGGACUCGAAAGUAUGUUAUCUAGUAAAACAUUUAUUGCAUAAGGCAUGCAUAAAAAUAGUAAAUAAACAGUUUCCAGCAGGGGGUGUUGGUGAAGCAGUGUCUCUUGUGAUCGAGGCUUGAUAUUCUAACUGCACAUUGUUAUUUGAUUAUAAGUUUGUGAAAAGAGUGCUUCCAGUUUGACUGUACUAAGUAAUGCAGGGUUUUUUCCGGAUAUUCCAGUUUGCUGCUGUAGUAACACUGGGUUAAUAAGCGAUUGCCCUCACGGGACCUUUGGGAAGAACUAAUGGAUCUAUGAUCUAUCCAGUUUAAGUUCAGUUUUCCCCCUUACUGAACCUUCUACACAGAACAGUUAGAAUAAGCCAAACACCGAACUGAUUUAGAAGAGAUCCAGUUAGCUGCUCACUUUCAGAGACUAAUGUUUCGUGUGUUUCGUUGCAGGGUCAGACUCCAUUAUUUCUCGCAUCAAAGGAAGGCGGUGCAUCGGUUGUAAAAAUGCUUCUUUCGUCAUUUGCUAACCGGAAACUGGCUGACAACAUGGAUCAAUCUCCAUUGGACAUUGCUAAGCAACGGGAGCACGCUGACAUCGUCAAGCUUCUUUCUGAUUGGUCAAUUGGAUGUAAAUCUCCAACCGCUGCGCCGGCGCCAACAUCUCCUCACGAAGAGUUGUCCCCACAUGCCGCGAGAACACUCUCACCACCCGACGUCAGGCCGAAGACAAACGGCAGCCCUGGAAUUGCCGGGCGACCAGACACACACCAGAAACCCAACAGAAAGAAACGCAGGAAACCACGGAACGACAGCGACAGUCAACAACCUGUCCCCGUCGCCAUGAUAGUCAGCAACCACAGCCCAGGGAAUAGCAUAUCACCCAGACAAGGUCUAUCACCGUUUAGCAAUAAUAGUUAUGGCGGGAGUCUCAGUCCUUCAAAUUCAACUUUCUCGCCACCACUACAUCUCGUGGACAAUACGACGUCACCACUUCGAGAUUCGGACCACGUCCUCGGCGGGAUCUCAGACGCGGAUUUCUACUCGUUCGCUGAAGAGUUCGGUUCCUAUGGCAACCAACCCCAUGACGAGACAUUGAGUCCGGAAUUUUUGAAUAUCGAAAACCCCGUAGAUUUUGCGAUGUUGUUAAAUAACCCUAAUAUUCAACAAACAGGGAAUCAGGACUGUCUGUACGCGAAUCAAUACCCACCCGACAAUGUGAUUCUGCCCAAUGGUGUGGACAAUCCAGCGCGCAUGCGCCAGAGAACUCAAGGGCCACCCUCAAAAACCUGGGUGCGAUCACCAUCCGAAAUGACUGCUUGGAAUUCAAUGUGCAGUAACGGACCGAUGAAACAGCAUGCGCCACCAGUACAGAUGAACGGCGGUUAUCAUCGUGAGCCGAGGAAUCGAGACUGUCAAUACCCUACGCCCCCUUACGAACUUUCCCCGACCUCCAACUCGCCGGAGAAUCAAUGGUGCUCGUCGUCAUCACGAUCGUCAAAUUCCGAUUGUUCGACAUGCUAAUUCGUACCCAGUCGAUUGGCUGAUGUUUCGCGUAUCAACGCAUUGUCGAGGAAGCCUGGAUACGAGAAAGGCACCUAGAGCAUUCAUAAGAAUCAAAGGGUAAUGCUAAGGUUUCAGCUUGUAACAUCAGGUCACCGAACAAGGUCUAUGGCUCUGUAUACGUUGCCGAACUAAUAGCCUGCAAGGCAGGUGCUUUCCCGCUUAUCCCCAGCCUGCAAGCGCCUGCCUCUACCAAACUAUCGUUACUUAGAUUAAAUCGAUUACUUACAUUGUCUCGUAUGCAUGCGAGUUUCACUCGACACCUUAGAGCUUGUUUUCUGACCUGAGCUGGUGAAUCCAAAAUAAACUUCAGAUUUGUCUUUGAGAAUAAGUGUUGCAUUUUAAAGAGCAACUGAUGUUCUUAAGUUUCAAACAGUUGUACUUCCAACAGAUUUUUCGUCCAGUGUCAUUUUAAAAUCAAUGGGGGACUCAAUGAGCUAGUUCAUUCAUGUGAUCAUCCAGUUCAUAGCUCACAUGUCUAGUUACCGCUGUUUUGAUAAUGUAAGUAUAGAAUUGAACAAAGGUAACCAAACAUUUAAAUUAUAUAUGUGAGUGAACUGGGUGACGUUACCGAUCUUUUCACACAUUCUCGCGACAAAUCCAAAGUUUUAAAUGUCUGUUGUUGACAGUGUACAUAAAAUAACCGAAACGACAAGCGAUUCGUUUCAUUUCACUCGCGACUUGCAGUGAAAGCCGCCAACAAAAUGGCCGAACAAUGAACAUUAUAUUCAGUUUUAGAUCAUUUCCAAUCUUGCGCUGUAAGAACAAGAUAAUAUAUUUUUGUUGUAUUAUUUAACUUAAAGUUUUAUGUAAAUAUUUAACGCUGUAAAGAAGUGAUAUACCGAAUUAUUGCCCUGCUUAAAGGUGCUACCUCGCCAAAGAUUUUGUGCAAGUGGAUGAGCUCAACAAAAAUGGAAAAUUCUCUGUGAAACCAUAUUAAAUUUUUAGGCAUUUAUCAACCGAAAUUUACCCUAGGAAACAUACCAAAAAUGCUCUACUAUUGGUCUCGACAUACCCAGCGCUUUCGCACUAUUCGUUUCUGUUCAGCGCAUGCGUAUUUAUCAAAGAAUUGCGCCUUUAAGUGGGUUCAAGGUAUAUCUUUGAAUUUAACAUAUAGUAGCAGUAUUUGCUGUUAGUACUUCAAUUACGGUUCUACUUCGUAAGUAAUGUAUAUUCGUAUAUUACGGUUCAGUAAAUAGAGUUUUUAGAAUAAAAUUAUUUUUAC